Messenger RNA from Paramuricea clavata, 2273 nucleotides. Lineage: Eukaryota; Metazoa; Cnidaria; Anthozoa; Malacalcyonacea; Plexauridae. The record is from the annotation of a GenBank genome assembly.
AUGGUAAUGUAUUUCUGUGACGAAAUGGCAAAAGGGGGCGAUGAAGACUUUUUUAGUGCGUCGAAAAAGCUUGACAUCUUGGCGGAAGUGUUGGCGAAUCGUAGUGAAUAUUACAAAGACUUCGCAAUAACUGCAAAGGAACAUGGCCAUAAUGAAUUAGCUGAGAUGCUCGCCGUGUCUCCAAGGUACAUAGAACUCAAACUGUUCCAUAUUUGGUUUCUUAUUCAAUCACUGUAACAUGAGAUCUUUUUCAGGGAGCUACCGUGUGAUGGUGACAUGGAAACAUUAACAAUUGGAAAACUUCUUGAUGCUGUUCAACAAGAAAGAUCGUUGGCAACUUCUGGUCAGUGUUUUAGAUUAAACUUGCGCGUACGUACUUAACUUCUCAACGACAUUCAUUCUCGUACCCAGAGCCCUUCUUACGCGCGGUCAACCAAGCGCGACGAGGGGCUCUGGCCAAAUCCAUAACCGGAUACCAUAAAAACAUGGUAUCCGGUUAAACACUGCGCAUGCUCAACGUCAAACGGAUAAACAUUUCGGUUUUCUUGUUUGUUUCGUUUUGAAAGUUUUUCUCCAAGAAAACCCCACAAAAGCGGUAGGUUUCGCUAAUUUUAUUUAUUUAAAUUAGUAGGAAAUACGUGAUGUUCUCAAUGCAUGUUGAUAAAAUUUAGUAUAUAUUUCCCUCUCAAACGUUGCCAAAGCAGUAAUGGCUAGUAACGGAUACGAAGACGAGAGAUUGUCUCACUAUUUUAUAUUCGAUUUUAAGUCGCUGUUGUACGGAUUUUUAGACUAUUUUUUUGUUUCAUUAAAAGUCAACAGUCAUACAUAAGACAUACUAUACUGCAAAUCCUUUGAAAAUUGUAAAAAAUCGGUUUCUAAGAAGAAAAUAGUCAUCACAAACUUCAUAUUCUGGCUGGCUUAUUUUCUCUUCAGAUGGCACUUCAGCUUUGAACAUGUAACACAGAUUUGUUUAAUUAAUUAACAUCACUGAUUUGAGAAUACGACUUGCAUCUGCCAUAGAUAUGUUGACUUUUUGCUGUGAGCUAGAACAUCACGUCUCAACCUAUAUUAAUUUCAAUCAACUAAUUGAUUUAAAUAAAUAAAAUUAGCGAAAUCUACCGCUUUUGUGGGCGAUUAUCAACAACAAUCUUCCUAACUGCUUCGUACUGCUGUUCUUUCAACUUUAAUAAUGUCUUUUCUCCCAAUUUUCUCCAAAGCGAAACCAACGCUUCAUGGAGCGCUUGUGUAUUUUUAUUCAUAUUUACAAUAAACCACAUAUUUCGUUGUGGCCAAUCAGAUGCCAGUUUGAUAUGGAUUUGGCCAGAGCCCCUCGUCGCGCUCGGUUGACCGCGCGUAAGAAGGGCUCUGGGUACGAGAAUGAACGACAUUAUGAAGCAACGUUUCGAAGUCACUGUUAAAAUCGAAUAAAUAAGAAUAACGACAUUAUCUAUAUUUGAAAGCACUACUUUCUUCUCCGUUUUAAAUAAACCUGCAUCUAUUUUCCCCGUCGAAAGGUAGAACUUUGAGUUUGUGAAAUUAUUCGGGAUUUGCAUAAAAGCAGUAUAAUUUGUAAGAACAUGCGUAAAUAAGUUAAUCCAGCGAUACUACUGGAUUAAUCAUGGCCAGAUAUACAUCUCAUCACGUACUUUCGGCUCUGACACAACAUUUUCAAAAAUAACUACUUCUCAUUUUCUAAUGAUAUUAUUUUUUUAGAUCCGGUUAGUUCCGAUUCCGAUGAUGAUUCAAAUUCUUGUUCAAGUGGUUAUAAUGGAGAUUGUGAUUCUGAAGGUGAACAUUAAAUUUGUAUUAUUUUCUAUCUUAGCCGAAUACACAGAAGACUAAAUAUUUUGGAAUGAAUUUCUGAUGAAAUUAUAGGUAACCUGCUGGGUGAUGUUGUAGAGUUUGUAGUUGCCUCUUUUGGCAAUUAUAAAUUCAUUGUUGCUCAAUAGUGUUAAUAAUUAUUGUCCCUGGUGCAUGCAUUAACUGCUUUGUCGAGCGUAUUUUAAUCACCUCGGUAGAAAAAAAGACAGAAUUAUAGUAUGCAGUUAUUGAUCUGUUUUGUCUUCAAUUGUUUUGUUUUCAAUUAAGAAGUUGUUUUGUUUGUUCAUUUCACGUUUUCUUAGAAAGAAAACAAAGACAAUUGAUAAAGUUACACAAUACUUGAUACAAUUUAUUUACUUGGAGGUUUUUUAUUAAAAUAAAAUAUUUAGAUCUAAAUGACGAGGAAGGUUCAUUGAAUGAUGUCAUAAUUCAAGAGGCAGAGUCACCCUCAG